AUGCCUGGAGGCCACGACUUAGAGCCUACUCCUGGCGGUACUGAUGAACCACGUCUGCCACUCCAUGCAUUCCCGAGCCCCACAGUCAUUCCGCCGUUGAAGCAACCGCACCUGCAUUCCAUCAUUUUCCUGCACGGUCGGGGGUCGAGUGCGCGUAUCUUUGCGCCGCCGUUUCUCUCCACAACGGUUCGCGGACCGAGAUCCAACAUUUUCACUUUGAGAGAAGCAUUGCCACACACACAAUUCGUCUUUCCAACUGCGCCUCGAUCCAGGGCGACAAUCUAUCGACGCUCCAUCAUCAACCAAUGGUAUGACGGGAGUGGUGAUUGGGAGGAGGCCGUGUUAGGACAUGCACGGGAAACUAUCGAGUUUGUGCAUGCGCUCAUGAGGGAAGAAGCUUCGCGUGUAGGAAACACUGAUAGGGUAUUCCUAGGCGGCUUCAGUCAAGGCUGCGCUGCUGCACUCCUCUGCUUGCUACUGUGGGAAGGUGAUGCUCUCGGCGGGUUUCUGGGCAUGUGCGGGAUGCUGCCUAUGGCCGGAGUAAUUGAGGACACCCUGCGCGACCGUCACCAUGCCAUGGAUGACGAAAUCGAGGACACCGGCCGGAUAGAGCCGGAUGACAACAUCUUCGGCUCAUCAAGCGAUGGAUCGCCUUUUGGCUGGAAUCAGGAUGACUCGGAGGCGAAUCCCCUCGAAGAAGCUCUACGCAUGCUACGGGAAGAGGUUGGUCUUCCGCCACAUUCAUUCGGAUCAGUACCGCCAUUCCAAAACACACCCGUUUUUCUCGGCCACGGAAUCAGGGACGACAAAGUGCUGCUGCGGCAUGGUCAGCAGGCCUGCAGGACACUACAGCUGAUGGGAUGCAACGUCCAAUUCGAAACAUACUGCGAGCUGGACCAUUGGUAUUCGAAGGAAAUGUUACAAGAUUUGCUCGAGUUCCUUGAGGGCGAGGGUUGCCACGUGCAUCUCGGAGGGCGUCCGGGAGAUUACCGAGAAGGGAAGAAACAGGAACUCGAUAGCCAGGUUGGUUACCUAUAG
Molecule: messenger RNA, 1038 nt
Organism: Colletotrichum destructivum
Lineage: Eukaryota; Fungi; Ascomycota; Sordariomycetes; Glomerellales; Glomerellaceae
Product: Putative phospholipase/carboxylesterase/thioesterase, alpha/Beta hydrolase
Exons: 1
Coding region: 1-1038 (345 amino acids)
Biological process (GO): protein depalmitoylation
Cellular component (GO): cytoplasm
Molecular function (GO): palmitoyl-(protein) hydrolase activity; carboxylic ester hydrolase activity
Source: RefSeq, a predicted model, not a curated record